ACUGCGCCCAAAAAAAUAAUGGACGGUGGGAACGGUGGUGGGCUGCCUGUAAACAAUAAACAGAGAGCCAUGCUACCGAACAAAAGCAGGGGCGAAUUUACCCGCAACCCGAGAAAAGAUUCAGAGGGGCUGUCAGAGUCUCCAGACCUGGAGUUUGACUAUGCUGAUACAGACAAGUGGGCUGCAGAGCUGUCAGAGCUGUACAGUUAUACUGAAGGACCAGAGUUUGCUCUUAAUAGGAAGUGCUUUGAGGAGGAAUUCAGAACACAUGUGUCUGAUAAGAAAUGGACCGAGCUUGAUGCAGCUCAACACAGGGCUCAUGCUAUGCGCCUGUUGGACAGUCUGGAGGUGAUUGCCCGGGAGAAGAGGCUGAAGGUUGCGAGAGCCAUUCUGUACAUGGCUCAGGGAACCUUUGCAGAGUGCAGCUCAGAGGCUGAGGUGCAGCACUGGAUGAGAUACAACAUCUUUCUGCUCCUGGACGUGGGGACCUUUUCUGCUCUGGUGGAACUGCUCAACAUGGAGAUCGAUAACAGUGCUGCCUGUAGUAGUGCUGUGAGAAAACCAGCCAUUUCUCUUGCAGAUAGCACAGAUCUCAGAGUGCUGCUCAACAUAAUGUACCUGAUGGUGGAAACAAUCCAACAGGAUGACCCGGCCGACAGGCCUGAAUGGAAAAUCAUCAGGGAAACCUUCAGAACAGAGCUAGGAUCUCCUCUGUUCAACAACGAACCCAUUUCUGUCAUGCUGUUUGGUAUGGUUACCAAGUUCUGCAGUGGUCAUGCCCCUCACUUCCCAAUGAAGAAGGUGUUGUUACUGUUGUGGAAGAGCAUACUGUUCACACUUGGAGGGUUUGAGCAGCUCCAGAGCAUAAAGGUUCGUAAACGUGAGGAGCUGGGUCUUCCCCCUCUCCCGGAGGACAGCAUCCGAGUUAUACGCAGUAUGAGAGCCGCCUCUCCUCCUGCGUCUGCAUCUGACCUCAUAGAGCAGCAACAAAAACGGGCACGCCGGGAACAUAAGGCACUGAUCAAACAGGACAACCUGGAUGCAUUCAAUGAAAAGGACCCUUACAAAGCUGAUGACUCUCGUGAGGAUGAGGAUGACAACGAUGACAAUGACAACUCUAUAGAAGCAGAGACAUUCCCACUAGAGAGGGACGAGGUGAUGCCUCCACCUAUUCCUCACCCUCCAUCAGAGAGAGUGUCCUUCCCCAAAGGUCUGCCAUGGGCUCCCAAAGUCAGGGAAAAGGACAUUGAAAAUUUCCUGGAAUCAAGUAGAAGUAAAUUCAUUGGUUACACACUUGGGAGUGAUACAGAUACGGUUGUUGGCUUGCCCAGACCAAUUCAUGAGAGCAUCAAGACGUUAAAGCAGCACAAAUACGUCUCGAUAGCUGAGAUACAGAUUACAAAGGAGGAGGAGUUUCAGAAAACCCCUCUGUCUGGUGGUGAAGAGGAGGUGGAGAUGUGCGCCACUGAGCUGCUCUAUCAGGGAAUUCUGCCCAGUUUGCCUCAAUACAUGAUUGCUCUGCUGAAGAUCCUCCUCGCAGCUGCUCCGACCUCUAAAGCCAAAACAGACUCCAUCAACAUCCUGGCAGACGUGCUGCCGGAGGAGAUGCCGACCACAGUGUUGCAAAGCAUGAAACUCGGUGUUGAUGUCAAUCGACACAAAGAGAUCAUUGUAAAGGCCAUCUCUGCAAUCCUGCUGCUGCUUCUCAAACACUUUAAACUUAACCACAUCUACCAGUUUGAGUACAUGGCUCAACACCUGGUGUUCGCCAACUGCAUUCCUCUCAUUCUGAAGUUCUUCAACCAGAACAUCAUGUCUUAUAUCACAGCUAAGAAUAGCAUUUCAGUGCUUGACUUUCCGUACUGUGUUGUGCAUGAGCUCCCUGAGUUAACUGCAGAGAGUCUGGAAGCGGGAGACAACAAUCAGUUUUGCUGGAGGAAUUUGUUUUCCUGUAUUAACCUGCUGAGGAUUCUCAACAAACUGACCAAGUGGAAGCACUCCAGAACAAUGAUGCUGGUGGUGUUUAAGUCGGCUCCCAUCCUCAAGAGGGCGCUGAAGGUCAAGCAGGCCAUGAUGCAGCUCUAUGUCCUCAAGCUGCUCAAAGUGCAGACCAAAUACUUGGGACGUCAGUGGAGGAAGAGCAAUAUGAAGACCAUGUCCGCCAUCUAUCAGAAGGUCCGACAUCGCCUCAACGAUGACUGGGCUUAUGGCAACGAUCUGGAUGCUCGUCCUUGGGACUUCCAGGCUGAGGAGUGUGCUCUGCGAACCAAUAUCGAACGUUUCAACAGUCGCCGAUACGACAAGAGCCACAGCAAUCCAGACUUCCUGCCUGUGGACAACUGUCUGCAAAGUGUUCUCGGACAGCGAGUGGACCUGCCCGAGGAUUUCCAAAUGAACUAUGACCUUUGGCUGGAGCGGGAGGUUUUCUCCAAACCUAUUUCCUGGGAAGAACUGCUACAGUGAGACUCAACCAACAUCCUCGUGGUUAAAAAAAAACAAAACACGAUUUCAAUCAGGAGUUCAGAGAAACCACCAACAGUGCUCUCACUGAUCAAACCUUGAUGAAAGCAUUAUGUUACAUACAGACUGAAGAUGACGGAUGUAUUUCACUCUCACAAGUCACCCAGGUUUUAACUUUCAGUCAUCACAUUGGAUCAGUGUGGUUUUACGGUUUGAUCAGGGCCCCAACCAAAUGCUUUUUGUGAUGAACUUUUGCCUUUAAGAAUUUUAGCAUUAUUGUAAUUUCAGUCACUUAGACGUGCUCCCUACAGCUUAAAAAAAUAAAAAAUAAAUAGCUGAAAAUUGAUUCAGUGCUAAAUCUGUGGACGUAAACUCAACUCCUACCUUACAUUUACAGGUGUUUGCUCUGUGUGCCUCUUACCUGCUACAGAAAGUCAGUAACUUUGACUGGAAGCACUACAUGACAGUAUGUUUUCUCUGAAUUUCAAAGAAAUGUGUUUGGAAUAAAUAUUAUGUUUUAAAUGUUAAGAAGUGGCAGGGCUCAACACCUUUGAGAAAUAAAUCUAACAUUCCUUGGGUUUAUCUUCUUCCGGGAGGUGAAGAGAAUGGGAUGGAAACAUUUUAGUCAUAAUUUCUGUGUGUACAAAUAAAAACAUGUAUUACUUUCUAAUAGUCAUUACCUGAAUGGGAUACUCUUCUGUGUACCUGACUUACCUAUGGUUUUUUUUGUUGCAUCAGUUUUAGUUGCAUUUUUCUGAGUGUCUCACCUGAGUGCUGCCUACACACAUUUGGCCUGGGACCAUUCAGACUUGUCUUGGUUUACUUUGUUAAAACUGGUUGCACAUGUUGCUGUAAUUUGAUUGUGUGAAAGGAAAUGAAUCAUCAAAGCACUGGUUUGAGACAAGUGUUUCUAAUCUAACUGCGGUGGAUAACUCAAGUGGAGAAAACUAAUAUUGCCAGUUACAGGACCAUUUUCCCCUGUCUUUUUCUACUUUUUGACUUUGCUUUCUUUUGUUUUUGUUUUAUUAUGAAGAUUAAAGAAAUAAGAAUACAUGUAAAUUGUGCAACUUAUUUAUCAUGGCUUUCUCUGUUUUACAUUGACUUAA
Messenger RNA from Seriola dumerili (greater amberjack), 3566 nucleotides. RefSeq names its product striatin-interacting protein 1 homolog (gene strip1). Lineage: Eukaryota; Metazoa; Chordata; Actinopteri; Carangiformes; Carangidae. The transcript has 20 exons. Gene Ontology annotation, cellular component: cytosol. The record is from RefSeq and is a predicted model, not a curated record. The coding region runs from base 19 to 2463 and encodes 814 amino acids. Gene Ontology annotation, biological process: cytoskeleton organization.